AUGGCAGGCACAGGCGAGCUACAUCGCAACUUAUCAAUGCCGAGACUCACGGCUCCUCUACCUUUAGUAUCUAUAUUUGGCAAUACACUAGAUGCAGGACAGUUAGCAGAACCCAGUCCACCCGAACAUACAGCUCCAAUCUCGCAACACGAACCUGUCGGUCUUACGUUGCACGGAACACGGUUGAGAUACUUCCCCAAGCCCAUAUCUCAACGGCUCAAAGAUCGGUCUUUAGACAUAAAGGUUUUAUAUACCCAGUCGCUUUACGAAUCCAUCUCGAAAAGGAAGAAGGACCCUGGCAACAUUUCGAUGAAGCUCAGACAUCUAGGCCUUGAUUCGCAGAACACUGCACUAUACAUAGACAUCCAGUGCGAAAAGAGGGUCGCAAAGAAAGUCAGAAGAUUCUUUGCACAGGAGCACGUGGAAGAAGAGCUUUUACCAGACUUUCGAGUCUUGGUCUUGAACAACCCACCUGUGGAAGUUGCGAACGACGACGCGAUAGAUGUCUUUUCCGACUCCCUUCCCGACAAGACAAUGUGUGGAAUGUCUAUUAAAUUGAGCGGGGGUGGCAAAUUCGUCAGCUGUACUCUCGGUGGGGUUAUCGUUGUUGAAACCGACCAGACACGUUUGUAUGGACUCAUAGCUGGGCAUCCAUUGAAGAGAAUUCGAGGGGAGCCUUUUGACAAGCGACAAAUGUACGAAGCUUAUGGGUCAUCAUCGUCGGAAGAAGAAGAAGAUUCAGACAGCGACGACACCUCUACAGACAAAUCGGUGAUACCUUCGAAAUCGGUACAUUCCGAUAUCGAGAGAACUUAUAAUGACGUUCUUCUGCGAACAAACUUCAGUAUUGGGACUGUUGUUUGUGACUCUUUCAGUGUCCAAUCAGGAAGAAACUGCGACUGGGCACUCGUAGACCUCAACCAGGAAUAUGCGUUGCCGAAUGUAGUGAUUCCAAAUGAACAGCCUCAAGAUUCUAAUUUUCAAGAUGACAAACCAGAAAUCACCCUUCAUUACGAGUAUCCUCCCUGGACAGCCCCCCCAAAGCAAGUCUUUGUGCUAAAACAAGGAAAACCUUGUAUCGCCGAAUUGUCCUUCGAUACUUCUUCACUUAUGAUAUCCCCUGGGUCGACAUUCAUUGAUAGUCAUGAUGUUAUUAUGAAGGAUGGCUCCUCAUUAUGCCCUGGCGAUUCUGGUCUAUGGGUGGUAGAUACAGAGACUUCGGGCUUGUAUGGGCAUGUUGUCUCCGUGGAUGCGUUUGGGGAAGCCCAGGUGAUGCCUAUUCAUCCCACCUUUGAGAGCAUCAAACGGCAGAUGAGAACAAACCGAGUUUUCCUCGCCACAAGUCUAGCUGUUAAUCAGCUGAAGGGUGAUCUGCAGGAGCCACAUUCUUCCGCUCUACCAAGGCUAAAUGCACCAGGAUUGAGACCGACACUUGAGUCGAUUGUGCGUUCAGAGGAGGACUCUCUACAAGACAAAUUCCCACGGGGGACAAUUCCUCAACCUGCCCAAAGCAUAUUCGUGGAACCUCGUGCCCCGUUUCCCCCACUACAACGCAAGAGGUAG
Molecule: messenger RNA, 1563 nt
Organism: Fusarium venenatum
Lineage: Eukaryota; Fungi; Ascomycota; Sordariomycetes; Hypocreales; Nectriaceae
Source: RefSeq, a predicted model, not a curated record